Molecule: messenger RNA, 1057 nt
Organism: Gadus chalcogrammus (walleye pollock)
Lineage: Eukaryota; Metazoa; Chordata; Actinopteri; Gadiformes; Gadidae
Exons: 8
Coding region: 106-762 (218 amino acids)
Source: RefSeq, a predicted model, not a curated record
CAUAAAAGUGGCCCAGAAAAGGCAGAAGAAGGCCUUUGAACAGGCGAAGGGGAAGAAAUUUCAGUCUUUCUUAUUCAAAGAUGGGGAUGAGGUCAUGAAGGCCACAUGAGGAAGCAAGGGCGAAAAGGGGGCAAACUAGAAGGCAACUGGUCUGGGCCUUAUGUAAUUUCCUCCUUGUCGUCCAAGGGUGUGGCAACGCUGACCAGCAGGACAGGGGUUCAGCUGAAACAGAAGGCCAAUGUUUCCCAGCUGAAGCCUUUCAUUAGGCCUACAUUCAGAGACUCCUGCAAGCCCGAGCCUGAUGUCCCGACCCAAUUGGCCACUGACCACCAGUAUGCCUCCACUGGAGUGGUCUAUUUAAAGAAAAUAAAUCCUGUUCAGGACAUGCUGCUCAACUAUGCCCUUGACCUUAGCAGACCUGGAGGUGAAAUGCUGGUCAAAGAGGGGGAUGUCUGCCUGACAAGGGAAGACUUUUGGAGCUUGUGCCUUCCUAGGAACAUGGAGUCCAAUAUUGGAAACGCAUGUUUCAAACUUGUGGCGGAGACCGCCCGAAGACAUGGAAAAGACAUCCACGUUGUUGACGCUUAUGUGGUUCCAACUUGGAAGUCUGAAACAGUGGACCCUAUGGCUGGUCUUCCAGGUGACCUGCUGCAGAAGGACCUAAUCAUCCUCCCUGCCUGGAGCCGACAGCCAGGGAAAGCAGACCACUAUGUGCUUUGCGGACCUAGCACAGCGCAUUGCCCCAGGCCAGUGGAGAACUAAACAUGGCAGAGACUUGGAGAGUUUCCCGUGCCAAACCACCAGCAAUUACUGUGGUGUCCUCAUCCUGAUGGUAAAUAUCUUAUGUAGUCUCUAUUUAAGGUGUAUUGGUAUUAUUUGACACUGUCAUAACUUCAUAUGUUUCCCUUUUACAGUACGCAUUCUGCACCUGCACAGAUGCUCCAUUUCUUUUCACCGAGGUCAGUAUUUUAUUUAUGGGACAAAGGAGACAUAAAACCAACACCACUGUGUUGUUUCUUUUUAACGUAUAUUUAUGGAGACUUUACUCGAAACAGUA